CUCUUGAAUUCUUUACUAGCAUGGAUGCGGAUGGAAAUGGGAGUAUAAGUCAGGUGGGAUUCGCAAAAUUUUCUGGAUGAGAACCAUUACACGUAUGAUUCAGGGUUAUUCGGAGAACUUGAUACGGACGGAGACGGAGUUCUAGAUCAUUGGGAAGUUAUGGUCUUCUUCUACAUUGUUCAAACAAGAAAAGUAGAAUGUCGUGGGUGUGAAACCUUUAUUAGGGGCACAUAUUUCACUUGCACGGAUUGCAUCCUCAAAACAGAAAGAGGCUACGAUCUUUGCUGCACUUGUUACGGCAACCGGAAAUUCGAAGGCCACGGACCCUUCUUGGAUAAUUAUUCAAUUCUACCCUCAAUGCGAACAAUCAUCAAGCAGCAACGGGAAACCGGAUCCUUCCCCUCGCCGGACGCCGGCACAUCCGACGGCGGAUGGGUACGACAACAAAGCCAGACUCUAAUGCUGCAGCGGCAACAAGAAGUACGACAACAAGCCCUAGCUACGUACAACGGGCCCACGGGGCCGCCGUUCAACAUGCAGCAAUCAGAAGUAGGACAAGGACUCCAAGUUAACAACAUGCAAAUCAUCAACAGGGGUGACCAAAACUCGAAGUUUCGCAAAUAUCUGUCAAUGAUUGCAGAGGCCUCAUCUGUAGGAUCAUUGGCUACAACCAUAGCAGGCCUCAGCAGUGCUUGUAGCAUUAUGUGAUGUCCUGAACUUGAUGGUCACAUAAAAUAAAUCGCCAGCUCCAAGAUUGGGUGGCAUUUUGAUGUGGAAAUGUUUCGAAUGCUAUAUGCUAGAUCUUAUAGCAACAAGUAGGUUUGUCCCAUGCUAUUUCAGGGUUGGCCUGAGAUUGUGUUAUCUGGUGUUUCGUUCCUUUCUUUUUCUUUGGUCCUUUGGUUCUUACUUGUUGUUUUAGUUAUCAUACGUUUCAAUUUCUUGGACUGUUAUCCA
Molecule: messenger RNA, 954 nt
Organism: Macadamia integrifolia
Lineage: Eukaryota; Viridiplantae; Streptophyta; Magnoliopsida; Proteales; Proteaceae
Exons: 3
Coding region: 160-708 (182 amino acids)
Source: RefSeq, a predicted model, not a curated record